Messenger RNA from Labeo rohita (rohu), 1074 nucleotides. RefSeq names its product SLAM family member 7. The record is from RefSeq and is a predicted model, not a curated record. NCBI's taxonomy places the organism in Eukaryota, Metazoa, Chordata, Actinopteri, Cypriniformes, Cyprinidae. Bases 125 to 1060 code for a protein of 311 amino acids. The transcript is spliced from 9 exons.
CUUUCAGUUUUGUUUCGAUUGAUUUCCGCAACAGUCUCCGUCCGUUUCUCUGGCCUUCUGGGGCGUGCUCCUCGAACGCUUUUAGCAAAAAUAUACAAGGAGAACGCAUGAAAGAGUACUUUUUAUGAAAAUGUUGCCGUUGGGAUACUGGACGAUCGUGAUCUUCGCCGUGUUUAACGCCAUAGGAGCUGCUUCAGGCCAAAAUGAGAAAGAAGUAUUUGGUGCACUUGGUGGUGAAGUGUCUUUUGGUCCAGGCAAAUUAAAUCCUCCGGUCACCAGCAUUAUAUGGAAACAAAUAAGCAGCACUGCUGUUACCAAGGCGAUUGAAUGGGAUGAUGAUGGUAUUGUCAUCCCGAAUCCGAGAUUCCAAAAAAUCACAGAUCUUAAUACCACGACUGGACAAAUCACAAUUAGAAAUUUAAAAAAGAAUCAUAGUGGAGUUUAUACCAUCGACAUCAACAGUAAAGAGCAGGAACAAAGAUUCAGAUUGGAAUUAUUGCCACUGGUCCCCAAACCUGAGAUAAAAAUAGAUAGGCCCGAUAAUCUCCCUAAUGUUGUGUAUUUAAUUUGCGAGUACGAUGGACAGAUCAUCUGGAAGAAUUCUGCUGGAGAAAAUCUGGUGAUUGCAAAUCACCAUCCGAAAGGAAAGUUCAUCACAGUUAAACAAAAUGGAAAUCCUGAAAGCUACUACACAUGCACAGUUGUGAAUGCUGUGAGUAAUGCGACCAGUGAUCCGGUCUAUAAGAGAGAUCUGUUUGAAGAGAGUGUACCUUGGUGGAUUCCUCUCAUCGUGCUCUUCAUCCUAGUCCUCUUUUUGUUCUGCCUCCCUGUUCUCCUGUAUAAGGUCUGGCCAACAUUUCAUGGAUUAGUUUUUGAACACUUAGGAGAUAAACCAUGUAUAGGAGCGGUUUUGAAACGUCUGGAUGGAAAGAAAAAUGCACAGCCUGAGCAAGAAGCGGUAUAUGCCAACGGUGAGGAGAACAAAAGGACAGAUGACGGCACAGAUGAAAUGCUUAUGGCUAAAACCACAGAAAAAACUCCGGAUUCAGCUGAGUCAUAAAAAUGUAUUGCUAG